ACAACAACCAGUUGUCCAUUCCAACAGCCCCUUUGAGACCAUCUUGAAACAAAACUGUCAGAAUUGCUGGACACAUGUCACAGGUUGAGCAGGAGAUCUUACUUGUACAAAGGAAGAUGUCUGACCUCGAGUCAGUACUGCAGCAGAAGGACAUCGAGUUGAAAGCCUCAGAGACUCAAAGGACUAUCCUCGAACAGGACCUCGCCACCUACAUUACAGAAUGCAGCAGUCUGAAGCGUAGUCUGGAACAAGCUCGUAUGGAGGUCACGCAGGAGGAUGACAAAGCAUUACAGCUCCUCCACGACAUCCGGGAGCAGAGUAACAAGCUUCAGGAGAUUAAAGAACAGGAAUAUCAUGCCCAGUUGGAGGAGAUGCGAGUUUCCAUCCGACAACUGGAGGAGGACCUGUCAGCUGCUCGUCGUCGCAGCGACCUGUAUGAGGCAGAGUUGAAAGAGUCUCGUCAGAACAGUGAGGAAUUGAAGAGGAAGGCUGGAGACUAUCAGCAUCGAUUGCAGAAGGCCAAAGAGCAAGGAAAAGCGGAAGCAGAUGAGCUCAUCACCAAGCUGGAAAAGACCAAUUCAGAGCAGCAGGCAAAGCUCCAUGAUCUUCAAGAGAAGCUUGCCAAGGCAUUAAAAUCCAGUUCUGAAGCUACAGACCAUCUUCAAAGUAUGAAGAUGGCCAAAGAGCGCAUGGAACGAGAUCUAGAGAGACUACAGAACAAGGAGGACUCCAAUGACAGUCUGCGAAGACGUCUUCGUGAGACUGAGGAUGGUCGAAAGACACUGGAGAACCAGGUGAAAAGGCUUGAGAUUGUUGAACGUCGCGAGACCAAAAUGAAGGAUGACAUCCAGAGCAAGGGCCAGCAAAUUCAGCAGAUGGCAGAUAAAAUUCUGGAGCUUGAGGAAAAUCUGCGAGAUUCCCAAGCCACAGCACAGAGGAUGGACACACAUCUCAAACAGAAGGAGAAGCUCUAUGAAGAUAAGAUUAAGGUGUUGGAGUCUCAAAUGAAGGCGGACAUGGCUGAUAAAGAAAUGCUGGAGUCCAGUCAGAGCAAAUAUGAGGAGGAGGUUCGCGAGAAGUGCAGCAUCAUCAGUGAACAGAAGGCGACCAUAAAUGCAAUGGAGUCUAAGAUGAACAGCCUGGAGCAGAGAAUUGCUGAGCUGUCUGAGGCCAACAAACUAGCAGCCAACAGCAGCAUUUACACCCAGAAAAAUAUGAAAGCCCAGGAAGAGAUGAUCUCAGAGCUCCGCCAGCAGAAGUUCUACUUGGAGUCUCAGGCUGGGAAGUUGGAAGCACAGAAUGCCAAACUUGAGGAGCAUCUAGAAAAAACAAGCCACCAAGAGCAUGCGCACAAGAGUCGUGCUUUGGAGCUGGAAAACAGGCUCAGAGAGAUUGGACUGGAGCACGAGGAGCAGAAGCUGGAGAUCAAGCGGCAGGUGACAGAGGUGACCCUGUCAUUGCAGGAGCGCGAAGCCCAGAUCACCAACCUCCAGGCGGCUCGCCGCGCUUUGGAGAGCCAGCUGCAACAUGCCAAGACUGAGCUCGAAGAGACCACUGCAGAGGCUGAGGAGGAGAUCACUGUGCUCAGAGCACACAGAGAGGAGAUACAACGGAAGUAUGAUGCUUUGAGGGACAGCUGUGCGGUGAUCACCGACCUGGAGGAACAGCUGACCUCACUGACUCAGGAGAAUGCUGAACUGAACCGCCAGAACUUCUACCUGUCUAAGCAGCUGGAUGACGCAUCUGACGAGCGAGAGGACCGCCUGCAGCUCAGCCAGGAUGUGGACCAGCUACGUCGAGAGGUGGCCGACCGUGAGAUGCAUCUUAACAACCAAAAACAGAAUCUCGAAACACUGAAGACCACGUGCACGAUGUUGGAGGAGCAAGUCCUGGAACUUGAGACAUUAAAUGAUGAACUGCUGGAGAAGGAGAGACAGUGGGAUGCCUGGAGGGCAACGCUAGAAGAGGAGAAGAACCAGGCUGAGAGGCGGACGAGGGAGGUGCAAAGAAUGCUGGACACUGAAAAACAGAACAGACUACGUGCUGAGCAACGCAGCACUGAGUCUCGUCAGGCUGUGGAACAGGCCGUUAAGGAGCACAAAGCUGAGAUGGUGGCACUGCAGCAGAUUCUCAAAGACCAGAAACUCAAAGCUGAGAGCCUCGCGGACACCUUGAACGAUUUGGAGAAGAAGCAUGCCAUGCUGGAGAUGAAUGCACGUAGUUUGCAGCAAAAACUGGAGAGUGAGAGAGAUCUGAAACAACGGCUGUUGGAUGAGCAAGAGAAGCUUCAGCAGCAGAUGGAUGCUCAGAAGGCACAUAUCUUUCGUCUGACGCAGGGCCUGCAAGAUGCCCUGGACCAGACUGACCUGCUGAAAACUGAAAGAACUGACCUGGAAUAUCAGCUGGAGAACAUCCAGCUCCACCUGCAGGCUGUGUACUCCCAUGAGAAGGUGAAAAUGGAGGGCACUAUCACCCAGCAGACCAAGCUCAUCGACUUUCUCCAAGCCCAGGCCCAUGGUGGCUCGAAGAAGAAAAAGAGUCUUUUUGGGCGUCGGCGCGAGGACCUGUUGGCUGCCAUGGCUGCUCAGGCACAGGCCCAGGGACAAAGUCAGGGUCAGGUCUCCCCCGUGUCCUCCAUCCAGCCCGUUCCCCUGCAGUACAGUGAUAUGAAGGUAGCCCUGGACAAAGAGCGAACUCGCUGCUCUGAGCUUGAGGAUGCACUUCAGAAAAUGAGAGCCGAACUGCGAUCUCUCAGAGAAGAAGCGCUGCAAUACAAGGAAAAUAGCAGCUCCGCAAACCCAGCGGCGGCACGACAACAGAUGAUGAUGUCCGCCAUGGUGAAGUCUCCCGAUCACCAACAAGUCCCACCAAAUCUGGUACCAUCCAACUCGGGUCGCAGGAAGGAGGUUGCAACGCCUGAGGAAAGGAGGAGGGUCACAUUUGAAAAAUUUAGCCGGCGAAUGAAAGACAGUCAGAGGGAAAGAGAGAGGGCGCACCACCACACCGCUCACCGCUUCACAGUGGGACUCAACAUGCGCGCCGCCAAGUGUACCGUUUGCCUGGAUACAGUGCACUUCGGUCGACAAGCCGCUACCUGUCUCGAAUGUCACGCUCUGUGCCAUCCAAAAUGCUCCCCGUGCCUUCCAGCGACGUGCGGCAUGUCGAGCGAUUGCUCUCUGCAUCUUUCCGAGAGCUCGUGUCGGGAGAAGGGCAACUCUUCGGGCCAGCAGAUCAAAGAUGCCAGCGGGCACAUGCACCUGGAAGGAUGGAUGAAGCAGCCCAGAAAUGGAAAGCGAGGCCAAGGCUGGGAGAGGAAAUACGUGGUCCUUGAUGGGACUAAAGUGUCCAUCUUCGAGAGCGAACCCAGAGAAGAUUCAACGAAGCCACUGGAGGAGUUCGACUUGUGCAUGUCUGAUGGAGAGGUCGAAGUUCAUGGAGCGGUCGGGGCCACUGAGCUCCCCAACACAGCUAAAUCAGAUGUUCCAUAUGUCCUGAAGCUGGAGGCUCGUUGUCACACCCCUUGCUGGCCUGGACAGUCCGUUUACUUUAUGGCUCCCAGUUUCCCAGACAAGCAGCGCUGGGUGGCAGUCAUGGAAUGUGUCAUCGCCGGGGGGCGAAUCUCUCGGGAGAAGGCUGAGGCGGACGCAAAGCUCCUUGGGAACUCUCUCCUAAAGCUGGAAGGAGACGACAGGCUUGAUAUCAACUGCACUCUUCCCCUUACAGACCAGAUAGUCUUGGUGGGCUCGGAGGAAGGUCUGUAUGCCCUCAACGUGAUCAAGAACUCGCUGACCCACAUUCCUGGCCUGGGCUCAGUCUUUCAGAUCCACAUCAUCAAGGAGAUGGAGAAACUGCUGAUGAUUGUUGGGGACGAGAGGGCCUUGUGCCUGGUGGAGAUCAAGAGAGUAAAGCAGUCAUUGAGCCAGUGCCACCUGCCCAGCCAGUCCGAGCUGGCUCCGUACAUCUUUGAGACGGUGAAAGGAUGCCAUCUGUUUGCUGCCGGCAGAAUAGACAAUGGCUCCUGCAUAUGUGCCGCAAUGCCGAACAAGAUCACCAUUCUACGUUACAAUGACAGUCUCAGCAAGUAUUGCAUUCGCAAGGAAAUUGAAACUUUGGAGCCUUGCAGCUGCAUCCACCUGACGAGCUACAGCAUCAUCCUCGGCACCAACAAGUUCUACGAGAUCGAGAUGAAGCAAUUUGUACUUGAAGAGUUCCUGGACAAGAACGACAUGUCACUGGCCUCAGCAGUGUUUGCUGCCUCAUCCCAUAGCUUCCCCAUUGCCAUCAUGCAGGUGGCCAGCAGCAUGCAGAAGGAGGAGUACCUUCUGUGCUUUCAUGAGUUUGGCGUGUUUGUGGACACGUAUGGACGAAAGAGCCGCACUGAGGACAUUAAGUGGAGUCGACUGCCUUUGUCCUUUGCCUACAGAGAGCCCUACCUAUUUGUCACCUACUUCAACUCUCUGGACGUCAUCGAGGUUCAGGGUCACGCUGCUUUGGGUCCUUCAGUGCUGGCCCACCUGGACAUCCCCAGCCCUCGCUAUCUGGGCCCAGCCAUCUCCUCAGGAGCCAUAUAUUUGGCUUCGUCCUACCAGAACAAGCUGCGGGUCAUCUGCUGUAAGGGGAGCCUUAUCCGAGAGUCGGGAGAGCUGCAGAGGACCGGAUCCAGCAGAGGGAGUCCCAGCAAGCGAGGCCCUCCCACCUACUCGGAGCACAUCACCAAGCGCUUGACGUCAGGCCCCGGCAGUCACGAUGGCCUGCAUCGAGAGCCGAGCACGCCUCACCGCUAUCGAGAGGGACGCACUGAGUUCCGGCGCGACAAGUCUCCGGCCCGCCCCUUGGACAGGGAGAAGUCGCCAGGCAGGGUGCUGGACAGCCGCAGGGAGAGAUCUCCCGGACGAUUUGGGGACAACAACAGACUCAUUGCCGGGUCGGUGCGCACGCAGCUGGCUCCUGUUAACAAGGUAUGGGAUCAGUCGUCCGUGUGAAAGGUCACCAGCGCUUCUUUUGGACAGGCCAGUGACUCACACUUGACUGACAGGCGGCCAUAUUGCCUGUAACACAGUCACACAUCAUCUUUUGACGAUACAAACCUGAGAUGUGCUUUUUGGAGGCGGGGAAGCGUAUUCCACGGUUGAAUCGGUGGCAGGGAAAACGCGUGGAGCAUCUAUUUUAUAAUGGAUCGUUGGCGUAAUUGUAAAUAGUGUUAGGAGUUUUUAUAAAAGGGAAAAGUUGGCCAGUACAGCCAUGUCUAUUUUUGGGUAAAAUGAGAAUUUCUAUAGAUGGUUGCAGGGAGCCUCACACCAUCAAUAUCCAUUUCUUGUAUUCAUGGUCGUGAGGGAGAGGUCAAAGCAAUUUGCACACGAAUCAACUGGAUUUGAACAGGAUGUAAAAACUUUUUUUGGUUUGGUUUUGUUUUCCACGGCAAACGUGAGGUUCUCUUUUGUGACCGUAUUUCCUUUGCUAUCCACUCGUUGCAUAUAGAAGUGCUUCAUUGAAUACAAUGUUGUCUUGUGUUGUUUCCAAAGCUCAGAGUGCUGCCUCAACUUGCUCUUGUUGGUCCACAGCAUCCCGUCCGUGUGUGCUGCGACAUGUCGUGGAUGUCAAUGGUGUUGUUUCUUUAGUGCCUGUGUGACCACCUCAUCAGUAAGCAUGACAUGCACUAUUUAGAGCAGCUUGAUUUUUUCUCCUGCUUGUUAUUUUCUGUCAAACCUGCGUUCAAUAAUUAGAGGAUAGCAACGCUAACAAAGGAUUUUCCUGAUUUUUAGAUAUCUACACAAGACAUCAUUAAAACAUGAUUGAAGCCCGCG
This is a messenger RNA of Hippocampus zosterae (dwarf seahorse), 5804 nucleotides long. RefSeq names its product citron Rho-interacting kinase. The transcript has 39 exons. Gene Ontology annotation, cellular component: cytoskeleton; cytoplasm. Bases 75 to 4982 code for a protein of 1635 amino acids. NCBI's taxonomy places the organism in Eukaryota, Metazoa, Chordata, Actinopteri, Syngnathiformes, Syngnathidae. Gene Ontology annotation, biological process: actomyosin structure organization; peptidyl-threonine phosphorylation. Gene Ontology annotation, molecular function: protein serine/threonine kinase activity. The record is from RefSeq and is a predicted model, not a curated record.